Striga hermonthica is the source of this 1578-nucleotide messenger RNA. Lineage: Eukaryota; Viridiplantae; Streptophyta; Magnoliopsida; Lamiales; Orobanchaceae. The record is from the annotation of a GenBank genome assembly.
AUGGGGUUGACUUCCCUGAACGAUACAGGUGAAGCAAUGAAAUUAUGUGUGUUUGAUUUGAGAAGGGGACAAACUGAAGGGCAGGAGUUGGACAAGAUUCUUUUCUUCUAUCCCGCUGAUUUGCCAAUUUCGACACAGCUCUCAGUUAUCGGUCUCAGUGAAGGACUCAUCACAUUUACCAGAAUAUUCUCUCCCGACGCUCCAUGUGAGGUCAUUGAAGCAGAGAUGCAUUCUCAUGUUUUCUAUGAGGCAGAGCCAGAUAUAUGGAUGGUUAUGGUAGUAGAAAAAGACAAGGAAUCUGAAGCCAUCUGGCGAGUUGAUGCUCUACGGAGGAUUCUUAAAGAAGCUCAUUCCCUUUUUGUGAUGUUUCAUGGUCCCAUUCGAACCCUGGUCGAUAGAGAACCUACCGGAGGACUUGUCAGAACGCAUCUGUAUUAUUUCAUCAUGGAUUUUCUGAGCGCAUUUGAAAAGCCAUCACCAUCGGGAUAUUGCUGCUGGGAUUUUUCAGUUGGGAAGAGACUUCAGCUGCCAAACUUUCGUGACUCUUUAAAAGAACGUGGAACAGUGCAGAUGUUAACUGUGGGGCGGGAGGCUGCUCUUGAGGUGCAGUCUCUCGUUAGAGUGUUGGAAUCAUGUGCGGGUAAUGCAAAUUGCCACUCGCUGACCAUGUUCCAGGACUUGCUGGUCUCAACUAGCCUCUCUGCUAUUGACACUGUCAAUCUAUUUACCUGCGCUGUCCUAAGGUUAACGCCACUUGCUCUAUCCUCUGGAGUAAGUUCAUGGACCAAUUCACGCAAAGGAAGCACAGCAUGUAAUACUUUUGCUGGGGCUGUACUAGCUAAUUCGGGACCCGUUGUGGAUCAAUAUCCCAAUUCUCAUGAUACAUCUCCACUUAGAAACCACAGUUAUCCAUUUGUUAGGCCUUUGCAGCAUUCCAAGUGGUCCAAAGGGAAGGACGGCUUUCUCGUCACAGACAUUUGGGGUGCUGAUGUUAAUAACUUGAUACCUACAAACCCAACUAUUUGGCUUCACCAAACAGAGGAAAAGAUGUAUCUAUUAGGUUAUCAGCAUAAGGGCCUAACCGUGAUACUACUUAUUCCAGUCUCGUCAGUCAAUGGGGAGCAAGGACUUGCUUUGGUGAAGCAACAAAUCCUUGAAAGCGCUUCAUUGAAGAUGUUCAAAGUUGAAGAGAAGCUAUCGAGAGGGUGGGGUGGUGAGAAUGCAUAUCACGUGAGUGGGUAUCGUUAUUUGUUGGUUGAUGGUGAUCGACAUAUAUCAAGGGCUUCACCACCAGGGAAAGUAACAACUUUGGCAAAGGACUCGUUGAUUGCGCUGACUAAACUUCGGGAAGAGGUUGACUUGGAAAAGGAUAGAGCCAAAUGGGAUAAUUCGGACCGUGAGAAAGAUCUUCAAAUUUGCAUGAGGGCCAAAAACAAUGCCUGGGUUAUUGCUCGGCUCACGCGAGGAAAGGAACUUUUUAUGGUUCUGGAGAAAGCUAGUGAAACCCUUCUCUACGCCUCUGAUGCCCUCGAGAAGUUCAGUGACAGGUACUGUAAUGGUGCGUUUUCCUUGGAUUAG